GCCCGCCCGCCUGCGCCUUUUUCCCCCGCAGCGCGGCGCGCUCCGCCACUCGCGCACUCAGGUAGGCUGGCCAGGCAGGCAGGAGGCCGGAGCGCCCGCCGCCCGCCGCCCGCCUCGCCUACCAUGGUCCCCUCGGCCGGACAGCUCGCCCUGCUCGCGUUGGGUUUCUUGCUGGCUGUGUGUCAGGCCCUGGAGAACACCACCGCCGCCCUGAGUGCUGAGCCUCCCGUGGCCGCGGCCGUGUUGUCCCAUUUUAAUGACUGCCCAGAUUCCCACAGCCAGUUCUGCUUCCAUGGAACCUGCAGGUUUUUGGUGCAGGAAGACAAGCCAGCAUGUGUCUGCCAUUCUGGGUACGUAGGGGCCCGCUGUGAGCAUGCUGACCUCCUGGCCGUGGUGGCAGCCAGCCAGAAGAAACAAGCCAUCACUGCCUUGGUGGUAGUCUCCAUCGUGGCCCUGGCAAUCCUCAUCAUCACAUGUGUGCUGAUACACUGCUGCCAGGUCCGAAAGCACUGUGAGUGGUGUCGGGCCCUCAUCUGCCGACACGAGAAACCCAGUGCCCUCCUGAAAGGAAGAAGUGCAUGCUGCCACUCCGAAACAGUGGUCUGAAGACCCUGAGGAGGAGCUCAAGCAGGUGGAUGCAUCAGCCGGAUAAAGAAAGGACUCCUCCAGGCCAGCACCAUGAGGGACACUGGACCAUGCCAGCUGACCUUUCCUACCCAACCUGUAAUCACCUGAGCAGCCUUUUUCGUCUUUUAUGGACCUUCCUUCAAAGCUCUGUCAAGAACUCUAUCUGCUUGGUGUUAUUUGGUGUCCUAGAAAAGAAAUCAGUGGGCCACCAUGUAAAGAUUGGUCCAAAAGGAACUGGAAAAUGGCGGACUUCCUGUUUGCCUAGCUCUAGUGUAUGUGGUGCCCGGCCUGUGUGUCCAGAUGGACGUCUUCAAUGUCAGACUGCAUUUCUCUCUCAUGAGCCUGUGUCCCCACAACAGAAUUCAUCCUGCCCAGCACCAGGGAUUUCCUAUUGUUGGUACCAGUUUUUGCUUUUGUUUGUUCAUAUCCACUUUUUGAAGAGAUGGAAAAGGGUCAUAUCAAGAUGCUAAAUGUGAAAGAAAUCAUUCCAUCCUCUGUGCACCAAACCCUCCACCAGCCUGACGUCUUUCACAGCAGGGUGAUGAGGACCUUCGCCAGGCACCAUGGCCCAGGGAGAUACUUGCUUAUUUAUUAGAUGAAUGAGGGGAUUUCUUCUCAAUCUCAUACGCUGCCAGUGUAAAAAGCAUAAAAGCCUUUCAGACUUCGGUAUUAAUGAUGUACAGUUGCUGUCUGUAAAGUGAUGGUGGUUAGGAAUGCCUGGCCUCUUCGGGAGCUGAGGUUUGGGAUGGACCACGAGUGGGCCCAGAGAUGAAAGCAGAGGAUGGGGCUGUUGUGGGGAGCAAAAAAUGGGGUCCAGCAGUUGUGCCACUUACAACACAAAGCAGGAAGGAAAGCUGGUGUGGUGACUUUGAAGAAAAGCGGCCUUGUUGUCAUCUCUGUUGGGAAGAGAGGAGGAGAAUGUGUGUGCAGAGAAACCCAAUACUUAGUCCAUGGCUCCCUAGUAGAGCAAAGUUUGCUUCCUAGGGAGUCCCUGGAGAAGACAUUCACGACCAAGCAUUAGCCAAGAGCCAUGGCUUUUAGGGCCACAUCCAGGAAAAGGGGGUCGAUCAUUUAUUUUUCAUGUUGUUGCUAGGUUGAUUUGUUGCUUUAUUUUCGAAAGGAGAAAUGUAAUUUUCCUAUUUAUUUUAAAGCGUUAGAAGGAAUAUUCCAGUGACUUUUUUCAUUUUUCCA
This is a messenger RNA of Suncus etruscus (white-toothed pygmy shrew), 1818 nucleotides long. RefSeq names its product transforming growth factor alpha (gene TGFA). NCBI's taxonomy places the organism in Eukaryota, Metazoa, Chordata, Mammalia, Eulipotyphla, Soricidae. Gene Ontology annotation, biological process: epidermal growth factor receptor signaling pathway; positive regulation of cell population proliferation; positive regulation of mitotic nuclear division. The transcript is spliced from 6 exons. The record is from RefSeq and is a predicted model, not a curated record. Bases 124 to 606 code for a protein of 160 amino acids.